Molecule: messenger RNA, 687 nt
Organism: Ophidiomyces ophidiicola
Lineage: Eukaryota; Fungi; Ascomycota; Eurotiomycetes; Onygenales; Onygenaceae
Gene: ERP1
Product: emp24p/erv25p- protein
Exons: 3
Coding region: 1-687 (228 amino acids)
Biological process (GO): Golgi organization; intracellular protein transport; endoplasmic reticulum to Golgi vesicle-mediated transport
Cellular component (GO): Golgi apparatus; COPII-coated ER to Golgi transport vesicle; endoplasmic reticulum-Golgi intermediate compartment
Source: RefSeq, a predicted model, not a curated record
AUGGCAGCGUCCAAGUCGCGCCCAUCGUGGCUGUCGACAUUCUUCACGAUCAUUACCAUCCUUACCUUUUCUACGCCUUCAAAUGCCAUUUUUUUCUACAUAUUUGGCCAGGAGCCCAAAUGCUUCUAUGAAGAGCUACCGCAUGGAACUUUAGUUGUUGGAACAUAUAGCGCGGAGUCCUACAACGAUAAAAUUGGUCACUACGGUUCCGAUCCCUCUCUCGGCAUCACAAUUACCGUCGAUGAAACCUUUGACAACGAUCACCGUGUUGUUUCGCAACGUGGCGGCGAAAAGGGCAAAUUCACAUUCUCCGCAGCUGAUUCUGGUCUCCAUAAAAUCUGCUUCAAACCAGAACAUGGGUCGAAUUCCGGCUGGUUUUCUGGCGGCGCAGCAGUAAAAUUGACAAUUGACAUUGCUACUGGCGAGUCGAGUAAACUGGAAACUGAAGACAAGAGCAAGAUGGAAGAUAUGGCUCAGCGAGUGAAGAACCUCAACGCUCGGCUUCAAGAUAUUCGUCGCGAACAGAUUUUCCAAAGAGAACGAGAGGCGCAAUUCCGAGAUCAAUCCGAAACUACCAACUCGCGUGUCGUCCGCUGGACUCUAGUUCAGCUUGCUGUGCUGUCUAUCACUUGCUUCUGGCAGCUCUCCCAUCUUCGGUCGUUCUUCAUCAAACAAAAAUUGACAUGA